Messenger RNA from Bolinopsis microptera, 4440 nucleotides. Its product is annotated as poly(rC)-binding protein 3-like. Gene Ontology annotation, cellular component: nucleus; cytoplasm. The transcript is spliced from 9 exons. Gene Ontology annotation, biological process: regulation of gene expression. Gene Ontology annotation, molecular function: mRNA binding. The record is from RefSeq and is a predicted model, not a curated record. NCBI's taxonomy places the organism in Eukaryota, Metazoa, Ctenophora, Tentaculata, Lobata, Bolinopsidae. Bases 1464 to 2333 code for a protein of 289 amino acids.
AAAUGUUCAUUUUUGUUAUUUUCAUUGAUCUUGUUCUCAUAUUCUUCUUCAAAAACCUCAACUUGAUUAUUCCUUUAAAGUGAAAAUACUAAAUUUGCACUGAUAAGAAUUUCUUGAAUGGUUGCUUUUGAUGUUCUGUUGGCUCGUUUACAUGUUAAUUCAAAUUUUCACGUUUACUUAAUGUUAAUUAAUCAUCAAUCAUGGUCAGGUGUAGUAAAAUGUGUGAUUCAAACCCAAUAGAAGAAUGUUUCAAAGACCUUAUCGAAAAAGAGAUCAUUAGUAUCGAGGACGCCACAACAUCUGACUCGAUCACUGCAGUUAAAUUUCCCCCUUUCAGUGCAAAACUUAGAUUCCUUCUCCACAAAACAUUACAAAACCACCCAGCUUUUCAGACAGUAUCAGUCGGUAUUGAACCUAAUCGACAUCCAAUAAUAUUCAAAUCCAUUUUACCAGUCACAAUAUGUGACGUACCAGAGGGCACAACUUUUGAGACCCACCGAAAAGAGUUUGAAUUUAGGACGGAUUUGCAGGAUAAAUUCAGAUUAACUUCACCGUCUAAUGAUUUUAACAUUUUUGUGAACAGUGUGGAGAAACUGGAUCCUGAAUUUAGUGAUCUGUACCCUUUUGUAACUGUUUCGUCAGAUAUAAAAUACAUUGACAUCAGAAGAACUUUGCGAGCUUACUACAGAAAAUAUUUAGUGAACUGUUACGAAGUACGUGAAUCAGAGGAUAAAUCAAAUCAUAUUCUUAUAACGGACAGCGAGGAAACAGCUGCUGAGAUAAUAAAAUUAUAUAAAGAAGAACUCAACCUUUUGUCUUACACGAGACCAAUGGUAAGGUGUGUAAUGUUCUCAAUAUCAUGGCUAAAUGUGACAAACUGAAACCAGCGAAGCCCAGGGUAACAGUGAACAGAUCAGCAGCAGCUAAUAUCAUGGCACGACAUUUGGGGAUCGCCAAAAAGCCAAAAACUAAUGAUACUAAUCACUGUAGCUAGCGCGGUAGAAUAUCUAUGAAACUCAGGAUAAAUAUCAAUUUUUGUAGUCCAUGGCUUUUAAGUGUUGCUGCUUAAGCUUGAUGUAACUUAUCGAUUUUUAUGGAAUGUAAGUUCACUGUUCUAUUUUCAUCCACAGUUUUGACUUUUGGUAAUUUUACAAGUCAAAAUGUUGCCUAGUAAAAUGUUGCCGUAGCGAAACAAUGUAAUCUAUAAAUAUUUAUCUCAGUUUAUCUUCAAUAUGGACAGAUCAUUGUUCCUGAGAAUUCAUCAAUAAUUUUGAUUCAUAUUCGUCAAUUACAUUUAUGUAUAAUAUAAUACACAAUCAUAAUGACUAAAUUCUCAUUUAACAAUGGCUCCGUCGUAUUGAUUGUCUCAAAAAUCUCUGUUUUAUCUGUUUUGUGCUUUUAAAAUUUAAAAUGUACUAACAGCCAACAUGGGUGUAGGCUCCCCCUCCCCCUAGGCUCCUAGGAUGCUCCCCGAGCAGAUUAAAGAAGAUGGAAACAUCAGCUUUCGCAUCCUCCUCCCCUCCAGAGAUAUUGGCGCUAUUAUUGGUAGAAAAGGAGUAACUAUUAACUCUAUCAGAGAAGAUUCAGAAGCUAAAAUAAAGAUAAGUUCGUCUGACUCUGACAAUGGGACGUAUUACAGAGAAGUGAUCCUCACAGGCUCGAUAAAGCAGGUUGUGGACGCUUCACACCUGAUCGCAUCCCGACUUGAGGAGAACACGGCGGAGGAAGGAGAAGACGUGAGGUUGGAAGUAUUAUUUCCAAACUCUAUUACUGGAGCUGUCAUUGGACGAAGUGGUGAAACGAUCAAAGAACUUCGCUCCAAAACGAACACUCAAAUCUUGAUAAGUCACGAAGUUUUGUUCGGAUCUACAGAUCGGAGUAUUUGUGUGAGUGGAACAGCUUCAGACAUCAAGGAGUGUGUUCGUUAUCUCGCAGCUAUCUUGCAUGAGAACCCGACGAAGGGGAACAACAUUCCAUUCCGAGUAAACAGCCCGCACCACAUGCACCUGCAGCGUGCUGGGAGGAUGAUGCACCCUGGAUCAAGCCCCCCUAGGCGUACUGUACCCAACUCUGGUGGUUUCUCGAAGGGAAAUCCCGGACCAUCCGCCAAUGACACCAUGGCAGUGCAGAAAGAAUUUAUUGGAUGUGUUAUUGGUAAGAAUGGAAUCAAGAUUCGCCAAAUUCGAGAUCUGUCACAAGCCCAAAUCAGAAUCAGCAGCCCGAGUGAUGAGCCGAACCGAACCAUUUCCAUCAGUGGAACCCCUGAUGCUGUAAGCACAGCCAAAUACCUCAUCAAUUAUCAGAUUAAUAAUGAGCUGAAGAAGAGCCCAUAAUCACCUUGAAGAUCAGAAACAAGUGUCGCAAGGGCGUUUUGUUUGCAACUACCUUGCCUCCCGAUCAACCCUCUAAGUUGUAGGUUGGAACCAGUGAGUUGCAACUACAGGCAGGACGAUUCCUUGUAACGAAUAUCCCCGAGAACUUUUAGAUUUGAGUAGAUUUGAACUUAAUAGCAUAUUUUUGGCUAACCUUGCAUCAGUUAUCCCGGUCAAUUCCGAGCCUUUUCGUUCUCUAGCAUGAGCCUGCUUAAAUGUUUAUGUUUAUGCAUGCUUACAUGACAUGUGUCAUAAGAUAGGCAAAAAGACAUGGCCAGAAAAAGGGGCCAGCGGAAGAAAUAUCUUUGGUCCCACCGAAAAUAAGUCAUAGAUUUGAUUUUUGGGUUUAAUGAUUGAUAUGUCUAACCGACCGCUUUUAGAAGCUUUGUACAUACACUUCGUUCUAAAAAAAGAUUUGAGCACAAUAUUUCCACUGUUGAGAGCAAGGUAGAGUUAGGCACUUAAGCGGAAUGUUCUGUAUAACGACAAGCUUCCCUUGUGCGGCAUUUCUAUCUUACUUUUAAGUGUUGAAAUAUGUUAUUUUCGGGUAAUAAUGAUCCUUUUUGUUUGUUGAAAACUACUUGAUUUUCAAGUAAAUCUAUCUUAAAGACGACCAUGGCAUGGCAGCGUUAAGACUUUUUGAUGCUGCUCAUUGACCCUUCUUAAUUAAACCUCAAAGCUGUUGUACAUAGAUUUUCAAGAAGAUUUCCCAUGCCCAAGCUCUUCAAAAAGAUUUAGGGCAAAUUUAGAUGCGGUCAAUGGUGCGGCUUUCAUUUCGGGACUAAAAUCCUGACCGUUUCCUUCUCCACCUACCCAUCAGAAACCGUUAUACAAAUAUGAGUAAUUGAUCAAAAAAUGGUGGCCUGUUACAUUAAAAUAUCAAUUAGCUUUAAUGAGGGCAAUUACAAUCUUAAUGAUUUAGAAACCAACUGACGCUUAUGCAUGAUGAUAGGAGUUAACAGUGUGCAAUGUGAAUCUUAUGUUUGAAUAAAUUGGUAAAGUAAUUCGUAGCCUCUUUCCUGAUAUAAGAUUACCUUGAAACAGCUUUCUUGGGUUUAUUGAUAAAAUAAUUUACUGGGUUAAUAAUUCUUCUGCUAGUUUUAUAUGAGAGGUACAAUACUAGUUUAAUAAUGGGGAUUCCUGUUCAUCCAUUUUUCUUUGAUCACAUCGGAUAUAACUUUGUGCAACUGUAACGUUAGAACUGACAUCAUAUGCCUUGCCUAGUUUUAUGACAGAAAUAUUUUAAGUUUUUAAAGGUUUGAAGAGUGCCUAAUAAAAAUAAAGGUAUUAAAUUAAAAUAAAAGGCAUAUGAUGUACGUUCGACGACAAUUUAGUAUACAAUUUUCGUGUGUGGAAGCUAUUAUGAUCUUCUUACCUUAAGCAGUACCCGAUUUCUAAUUUUUAUGCCCGCUUCCCUGUUAAUUUAUUACAUCAGUGUAAUUUUUGCUUCGACAAAAUGAACGAAAAGAUAUUUAAUCAGUGUAAUUCCGAAACUUUGGGGAUCUUUUGUAUAUUACUUGGGCAUUUUUUGCUAUUUUGGACCCACCCCUUCGCCCCUUCAGCAUCCGAAAGCAUGAAACCACACCAAACAAACAAUUUCAUUUCAAUGCAUUACCCCUAUUCAUAUUGCUUAGAAAUUAUCGAAAUCCAUUUUUAAACAAAGCUUAAAAUCACCCCCCCACUCCCCUAAUCUUCCUGUGUAAUAUUCAGACGAUCCCUAGUCACUAGGCUCGAGGCCAAUGGGCGAAUCAGCAACGUCCAAUUUACUUGUAAAGUUUGCAUACUUACAUAUUGUAUUUCUAACAGUCAUGUUCAAAUUGUAAUUAUCAGUUUCUAAAUUUAUUCGUAAAAAUGGGCUUGUCCCGACUUUAUUGUGAUUUCAGGCCUUGUUACACUGUGCUGAACAUGACUGUUUAAAAAAUUUAAUUUUCCACGUUAUAUUAAGAAAAAAAGUGUGGUUUGAAGAAUGAGACUGAUUUAUUAGAGUUUUGAUAGAAUGCAGUUAUUUUGGGAAUAUUAGAAAUGUUGUUGUGAUAGUACAUUAUUUAAAUGUUGUUCAUGUAACAAA